Messenger RNA from Heteronotia binoei (common prickly gecko), 2827 nucleotides. RefSeq names its product highly divergent homeobox (gene HDX). Gene Ontology annotation, biological process: regulation of transcription by RNA polymerase II. The transcript has 10 exons. The record is from RefSeq and is a predicted model, not a curated record. Bases 119 to 2239 code for a protein of 706 amino acids. NCBI's taxonomy places the organism in Eukaryota, Metazoa, Chordata, Lepidosauria, Squamata, Gekkonidae. Gene Ontology annotation, molecular function: RNA polymerase II cis-regulatory region sequence-specific DNA binding; DNA-binding transcription factor activity, RNA polymerase II-specific.
CCGCUGCGAACCGCCCUGACGCAUGCGCAUAGGGUGCUCGUCGUAAUCAAUUGCGCAUGCGGGGCAGGGGAGUAAUAAGUUCCAGUUCUACGUGAGUGCGUGCCUUCGUCCUUUUUAGAUGCUUAAUCGUCACACGCAAAGUCCACCUUUUUUUAUGAAUCUGCGUUCUGUAUUUACUGCAGAACAACAAAGGAUAUUGCAGCGUUAUUAUGAAAAUGGAAUGACAAAUCAGAGUAAAAAUUGCUUUCAGCUCAUAUUACAGUGUGCACAAGAAACUAAGCUGGACUUCAGUGUAGUCAGGACUUGGGUUGGCAACAAAAGAAGAAAGAUGAGCAGCAAGAGCAUUGUGGAUUCCGGAGGUACCCCAUCGGGGACUGUUGCUAGCAGUCUGUCCAUGCCUCCGGAAGUGGCUGUCCGAAACAUGGUCAGCAUUGCUCGCUCCCAAAGCCAGCAGUCAUCUUGGACAUCCUCCAACAAUGACGUGAUAGUAACUGGAAUAUAUAACCCAUCCAGUUCGUCUGGCAGACUGGUGUCCACCAAACAGACUAAUGCUUUGAUGGGCGACAUGCAUAAAAGCUCUCUUCAGAGGCCACCUGGAAAAAGUGACCCAGAGUUUCAGCGGCAGCACAUUGCUGUGGCCCGGCAGGCCCCCCGUUGUAAAAAUGCCUCCCUGUUUCUAGGAGAGAAAACUAUCAUCUUGUCAAGGCAAACCAGCGUGUUGAAUUCAGCAAACUCCAUUUAUAAUCACACUAAGAAAACUUAUGGUGGUUCUUCAGUUCAGACUGCGGAGUUGGUUUUACCUCAGAAGCCUGUGUUGUGCCACAGGCCAUGUAAAGUGGACCAGAUGGGAUGUCAAAGGCUACAGAAACAGGAACAUCCAAUCCUUGCCUCACACAUCCCAUCUGGACAAAGGACUAAUAUGAGGGACCCUUCCUGCAGCACGCACAACUUGGAAAUCCGUGAGGUUUUCUCCUUGGCUGUUACCGAUCAACCUCAGCGAAUCCUGGGUGGAAACUCACAGAAGUCGUCUUCAGGAGAAGGCAGUUGUCUGUCCAUUGCCAUGGAAACGGGGGAUGUUGAUGAUGAAUAUGCUAGAGAAGAAGAGUUGGCCUCGAUGGGUGCUCAGAUACAUAAUUACUCGAGAUUAAGUGGUUCGUCCCUUAGAGCAGAGAAUCCAAGCACAGGUUUGCCUGGGUCAGGAAGAAGCAUCCGUUGCAGUUCGCACAUGGUCAACUCACGGGACUUGCAUGACAAUAUCAUGUACCAUAACAGAGACUACCACUUGCCUCCACGGACCUCCUUACACACUACAUCCAGUACACUGUACAGCAGUUCUUACCCAUCCAGAAGCAACCUUUCUUCACAUUUUGCAGCAUCCAAUCAGCUAAGGCUGUCUCAAAACCAAAACAAUUACCAGAUUUCAGGAAACCUUACUGUGCCUUGGAUUACAGGAUGUUCCCGAAAAAGAGCACUACAGGACCGUACACAAUUCAGUGACCGGGAUUUAGCAACCCUCAAGAAAUACUGGGAUAAAGGAAUGACCAGCCUUGGCUCAGUUUGUAGAGAGAAAAUUGAAGCGGUUGCUGCGGAGUUGAAUGUUGACUGUGAAAUAGUGCGGACUUGGAUUGGGAAUCGAAGAAGAAAAUAUCGCCUGAUGGGAAUUGAAGUCCCUCCUCCUCGGGGUGGCCCUGCUGAUUUUUCCAAUCAGUCUGAUUCCAGCAGCAAAUCAAUACCCAUUCCAGGAGAUGAUGCUUCAACUGACGUGGGAGAUGAUAAUGACAGAAAUGAUGAAGUCUCAAUCUGCUUAUCUGAAGGAAGUUCACAAGAAGAACACAGUGAAGUUCUUCAGAGUGAAGACAUAGGUCACAAAGAGGAGGACCAGACUACUGUAUCUGCUGACAACGUGAAAAUAGAAAUCAUAGAUGAUGAAGAAAGUGAUAUGAUAAGUAAUUCUGAAGUGGAUCAAAUGAGCUCUCUUCUGGACUACAAAAAUGAAGAAGUUCGGUUCAUCGAAAAUGAACUGGAACAUCAGAAACAGAAGUAUUUUGAACUACAGACUUUCACUAGGAGUUUGAUACUUGCUAUCAAAACAGAUGAUAAAGAACAGCAGCAGGCACUUCUGGCAGAUUUACCUCCAGAGUUAGAAGAAAUGGAUUUCAAUCAUGCCUCUCCAGAACCUGAUGAUACCUCAUUCAGCUUGUCGUCUUCUUCAGAGAAAAAUGCCUCGGACAGUUUGUGAUGCUCUGUUAAAGGAAAUAAGACAGCAUAGUUUGCUUAACGUGUAUGUUUUGAACUAAUUACGUUGUAGCCAGUUCCCUUAAAUAUGAAGGGCAGGGAUGGGGGUGGGUGGGAGGCAGACUAGCAACCUUGUACAGUGGCUCGGUUGACAGUAGCCACUGAUUUGGGACUUUGCUUUUUUUUUUGAUGGAUGUGAAAGCUACUUGAGAAAAAAAGACAUUAAGCUUCUAGCAGCUAUGCCUCGACUAUGGUACCUUCAUAAUUGUCAGCAUUAACUGCGUUACUAACUAAGCCCUGAAAUGAGCAGGGCAUCAAGAAUGGAAGAAAAGUGUCCAGUUACAUUAAUAAUUCAGUGUGGCCCAUCAGUCCUGUUUAGUGUGAUAUCUGCCUUCUCUGUCUCUCUUUUGCUCCCCUUCUCAGGUAGGUGGAUUUGAUCAUUGGAAACUAUGGGUUCGAAGAGGUCAGUCGGCAAAAGCCGAACCUUCGCAGAAAUGAUGCUGCAAACCAGGGAUCAAACUAAAGAAGUGCUUUAUUAGUAUAUGACUAACUGUUGUAUCUUCUCUUCUUCCACCUUCCCUCGGUACAUGGA